Molecule: messenger RNA, 2093 nt
Organism: Trachemys scripta elegans
Lineage: Eukaryota; Metazoa; Chordata; Testudines; Emydidae
Gene: CFAP96
Product: chromosome 5 C4orf47 homolog
Exons: 8
Coding region: 243-1175 (310 amino acids)
Cellular component (GO): centrosome
Source: RefSeq, a predicted model, not a curated record
AUACUGAAAUGCUGUUCAUGUGUUGUUGGACUUUCCGGAAUCCAGAGCAACUGCAUCAACAAAGAGCCCUGGGUAGAGUCCCGUGCCUCUCAGAAGCUGCUGCCGCCGUCUGGGGAUGCAGAGAGAAGGGGGCUGCUACUGACCCUCUGCAACAUACCUGCCGGGGUUGGUGUGAGUAAAAGAAGUGAGCAUAAGAAACAUCUACAUUUUCUACUGUAGUGAACUGUCACACACAACCAACCAUGCCUGGAGAAGGAAAAACUGACAUGGAGAGGAUUGGCCUCUUCAGUGAAAUGGAGUAUGUUACCAUUGGAGAUAAAUAUGUCUCACACUAUAUGCGCCCUUUCAAUGAAGCUGCAAGCAAGAACAAACAAAUGUUACCUGGGGGUACCAAAAUGCUGUCAGCUCUUCAGGCAGGUUACUUUGAGCCUCAGUUUGUGAGGGUUUUCGAAGGUGAAGCCUACUCAAACCCUGUGCAACUAAGGAGGCGAUAUAGAUUGGCAGAGUCAAAGAAAAAUAUGGGCAAAGCUUUCCUUCCAAGCAAUGGAGUCAAACUGCCAUGCGGAAUGGGUACUUAUUAUGGAACUAUAGGUGGUCCAUAUCCAUUCUUCAGUGCACAACUAAGAGGGAAAACAGCAUAUGCUCCUCCUGGAAAGAACCUUUACACAAAUCCUGGAAAGAAAGGAACUGGAUAUGGAUAUCCAAAUCUUACCAUAGGUAAACAGUAUCCACACUCAAGUGAUGUGUAUGAAAUCGGAAAAAUGAAUGCAAAGAAGGUGCAUGAAGACCAUCUGCGUUUGGUUAAAGGAGGGCCUUUCAAGUUAAAUCUCUAUCCUCGGGAGUAUUUUGACAUAAAUCCAUAUUAUGAUGAUAAACCUUUGGCACCAGCUAAGAAACCAACCCCAGAAAAGCCAGUUGCACACCCCUUUAAACCAAGUUCUCCUGCUAAAAAGUCAGGGGGCAUGAAAGCAGGAACAUUUGAUCCUUAUCCUUCCCAUUCUGCUGAGCCCUAUGUGGUUAAAUAUUCUAAGCCCAUCACAACUAAUAAAGAAGGACGGAUUUUUCAUCCUCCUACUGGAUCAAAAAGCAGGCCCUCUACAAGUAUAAUGGCUUUAAAUGUUACAAGAUCACUAAAUGUAAUGAACUACAAGACUACACACUUGAUAUCAUAUUAGCUUUGAACAGUGGGAUAAAGAAUACACUUCUUGGAUUUUGUAAACUGUAACAAUUCAAUGAUUAAAGGACAUUUGAAGUAAAUAAAAGUUUUGUGGAAGAUAGAAUUCAGUCAAAUAAGGCAAACCCAGAUUUUAAUUGUAUCCUAUUUGAGACUAUAUUUUAUAAAUAUGUAAACAAAAUAAAUACAUAAAUUAUGUACAAAUCAUAUAUGUUUAAAGUGUGAAAUUAAACUAUAUUAAUACAAAUGUUAUAGUUUACUCGUAUUGUUGGAGAGGUUUAUACAUCAAAUAUACACACCAAAAAGUAUUUUAGAUUUUAAAUUUUUAUAUAAAUGUUAUGAUGGUGGCAUCAAUAAGCAGCAAUUACCUCUUCUGAGAACAUCAAUAUUUAUUAAUCAGAGAUAAAAUAUUGUCUAAAGUAAAUGUAUGGUUUCCCUUUAGAAACAAUAAAGAUUGAUGUUCAUCUUAACCAAGUCAAAACACAUUACUGUAUUUGGAUUGUCUUCUUCAAAAGAAUACGCCUUCUGUUAAGAUGGCCUUCUCAAAAUAGACACCAUCUCCCAUUGUUUACAAAAGGGACGGAGACCACAACCUUUCAUAGCAAACAUGGUCACCAUCUCCAUUCAUCUGCACUUCACAGUGCUCCUCUCUCUGCCUCUUGACAGCAUAAGGUGCUGUCAUCUUUCUUAAGAGCAGUUUGGCUUCACUUCCAUUAAGGGGGAAAAAAUGAAAAAAAUCUAUUGUGUCCUAAAAAAUCAGUUUCUUAUAACCUGAGACCACAAACACAAACUUUAACCCCCCUUAACAUAAUUCACCUGGAAUUGGUAUGAGGUCCAAUGCAGUGUAGCCAUGUCAGUCCCAGACUAUAAGAGAGACAAACCAGGUGAGGUAAUAUUUUUUAUGAGACCAACUUCUGCU